AUGACAUGUAUUCGACAAGCCACAUAUAAUUCCUUGACCAUUCAACACGUAAAAAGUGAACAAAUCGAAAUAAAGAAUAUACAUCCGAUUCAAAAUAAAAAUAACUUAACGAUGAAAACCAUUGAAUCUGGCACAAACGAUCAAAUUGGGUUACUUAGUGAUUUGAUUGAUCGUACUACAGAUUUAAAUGAAUUAAUUAAGUAUCAUAAAAAUCGAUGUUUGAUUCAUUAUGAAGAAAAUAGAUACAAAGAUGCUUUACAUGACAUCGAUGUAUUACAUAGAUAUGAACAUAAAGAUGAAUCAUUGAUCAUGAUAAAAGGGGUGUGCAAUAUUCAUUUUCACGUUGGAGAAGUUCGUAAUUCGCUUUUAAAAGCUCUCAACGUAGAAAUUGUGGAAAACAUUGAUGCAGCUAUUAACAUGCUGAACUGCAUCACUGAAACAAACGUGAACAAGUUCAUCAAACGUAAUUCUAGUCGCCGCUUGGUCAAAAAAGUCAAACGUCUAAAUUAG
Molecule: messenger RNA, 510 nt
Organism: Rotaria socialis
Lineage: Eukaryota; Metazoa; Rotifera; Eurotatoria; Philodinida; Philodinidae
Source: the annotation of a GenBank genome assembly